AUGAGCGAUCCUCUGAACAGGAAAGCCGCCGAGGAGCCGACCCGGAGUUCUCCUCCAUCAGGCCGCGGCUCUAGCCACGGCAACGCCGCUGAUCUUUCGGGAUCUGGCACUCUAGAGAACAAUCAGCUUAAUGGUGGUGGGAAAGAGGCGGUUCUUGAUCUGUCAAAGGCCGCUGAGCACAAAGAUGACGGAGAGGAGGAGGAGGACCCGUAUGCUCAUCUCCCCGAGCAUGAAGCGCAAAUCCUUAGGGAUCAGGUCAUCACUCCCGAUAUCAAGGCUGGCGCCGGCAUGCUCUAUCGCUAUGCAUCGCGCAACGACUUGAUCAUCAUCGUCGUGUCGGCCAUCUGCGCCAUCGCCUCGGGCGCCGCCCUGCCCCUGAUGACCGUCGUCUUCGGUAACCUUCAAGGCACCUUCCAGGACUACUUCACCCCCGGCACCGAUAUGAACUACGACAAAUUUACCGAUGAGCUGGCCCGUCUUGUGCUGUACUUCGUCUACCUGGCAAUUGGCGAGUUCGUCACGUCCUACAUUGCGACCGUCGGCUUCAUCUACACUGGCGAGCAUAUCAGCGCCAAGAUCCGCGAACACUACCUCGAGAGUUGCAUGAAGCAGAACAUCGGCUUCUUCGACAAGCUCGGCGCUGGCGAGGUUACGACUCGGAUUACUGGUGACACGAACCUGAUCCAGGAGGGUAUUUCCGAGAAGGUUGGUCUGACUCUUCAGGCCGUUGCCACCUUCAUUGCCGCCUUUGUCAUUGGCUUUGUGAGCUACUGGAAGUUGACAUUGAUCCUCCUGAGCACUGUUUUUGCCCUUCUCAUGGUCAUGGGUACUGGCUCGCGGUUUAUUGUCAAGUUCUCGAGACAGAACAUUGCCGCAUAUGCCCAGGGCGGCUCCGUUGCCGAAGAGGUCAUCAGCAGCAUCCGUAACGCAGUCGCUUUCGGCACUCAAGACCGCUUGGCGAAGCAGUACGACACCCAUCUCGUCGAAGCCGAGAAACAUGGCUUCAAGCUCAAGGCAACUCUCGGCAUUAUGGUCGCCGGCAUGAUGACCCUGGUCUAUCUCAACUAUGGUCUUGGUUUCUGGAUGGGAUCGCGUUACCUGGUUGAUCAGGUCAUCUCGCUCAGCAAGAUGUUGACUGUCAUGAUGAGCGUCAUGAUUGGUGCCUUCAAUCUUGGUAAUGUUGCUCCUAACGUUCAGGCCUUCACCACAGCUUUGGGUGCGGCCGCCAAGAUCUACAGCACCAUCGACCGCAAGUCGCCGAUUGACCCCUCUAGCGACGAAGGCAUCAGGCUCGAGAAUCUCAAGGGCGACAUCCGCCUUGAGCACGUCAAGCACAUCUAUCCUUCGCGUCCCGAGGUUGUCGUUAUGGACGAUGUGUCGCUCGACAUUCCUGCCGGCAAGACCACAGCCCUUGUCGGCGCUUCAGGAAGUGGCAAGUCAACCAUUAUCGGCUUGGUUGAACGUUUCUACUCUCCUGUUGCGGGUACGGUUUAUCUGGAUGGUGUGGACAUCUCAACGCUGAACCUGCGCUGGUUGCGUCAGCAGAUUGCCCUGGUCUCUCAGGAACCCACGCUUUUCAGCACGACCAUCUACGAGAACAUCCGUCACGGUCUGAUCGGCUCCAAGUGGGAGGACGAAGACCCAGAGAAGCAGAGAGAACGCAUUUACGAGGCUGCGAAGAAGGCUAACGCUCACGAUUUCAUCAUGUCCCUUCCCGAGAAGUACGAGACCAACGUCGGCGAACGUGGUUUCCUGCUCAGUGGUGGCCAGAAGCAGCGGAUUGCGAUUGCUCGGGCCAUUGUGUCGGAUCCCAAGAUCCUGCUGCUGGACGAGGCAACCAGUGCUCUGGAUACCAAGUCUGAAGGUGUUGUGCAGGCCGCCCUGGAGGCUGCUUCCGAGGGUCGCACGACCAUUGUGAUCGCCCAUCGUCUGUCAACCAUCAAGGACGCCCACAAUAUCGUGGUCAUGGCUCAAGGUCGCAUCAUCGAACAAGGUACUCACAACGAGCUUCUCGAGAAGCGCGGGGCGUACUACAAUCUUGUCACUGCUCAGGCUAUCGCUGCGGUCAACGAGAUGACGGCUGAGGAAGAGGAAGCCAUCGAGAAGGAACAGGAAGCCUUCUUGGUCCGCAAGUUCUCGGGCCGCAGCAAGUCUGAGGCAGGCAUAAGUGUGCCUAAGGACCCUGAUGACGACUUCGCUACGAAGCUGCAAAGAAGCCAGUCGACGCAGAGCGCGAGCUCUUUGGUUUUGCAGCGGCGUAAGGCUGAGCCGGAGACCAAAUAUAGCCUCUGGACUCUCAUCAAGACUAUCGCCAGCUUCAACAAGGAAGAAUGGAAGCUCAUGCUUGUCGGCCUGUUCUUCUCUGCCAUCUGCGGUGGUGGUAACCCGGUCCAGUCGGUCUAUUUCUCUAAGCUUAUCGGUGCUCUCUCGGUCCCUGUAACCCCCAGGACGAUUCCGGACAUCAAGUCAGAUGCAUCAUUUUGGUGUCUCAUGUACCUGAUGACAGCAAUCGUUAUGUUCAUCGCCUUCGCCGUCCAGGGUGUUGUCUUCGCAAGGUGCAGUGAGCGGCUGAUCCACAGAGUUCGCGACAGAGCCUUCCGGGCCAUGCUUCGGCAGGAUGUUGAGUACUUCGAUGUGGAGGAACACUCGGCUGGCGCUCUCACUUCUUUCCUUAGUACCGAGACGACGCACGUUGCUGGUCUCAGCGGCUCUACCCUCGGCACCCUGAUCAUGGUAUUCACUACGCUGGUCGCCGCUUGCACGCUGGCCCUUGCCCUCGGCUGGAAGUUGGCGCUUGUUUGCAUCGCUACCAUGCCUCUCGUCAUCGCGAGUGGUUUCUUCCGUUUCUGGAUGCUGGCACACUAUCAGCGUCGCGCGAAGCGUGCUUAUACUGCUUCUGCCAGCUUCGCGUCCGAAGCCAUCACGGCCAUCCGCACCGUGGCGGCGUUGACUCGCGAGGAGGAUGUCAUUCGGCAGUACAAGCAUUCGCUUGAUGUUCAGCAAAAGGCCAGUCUCAUCUCGGUGCUCAAGUCCAGCCUUCUGUUCGCGGCGUCGCAGUCACUCGUCUUCCUUGUCUUCGCUCUUGGGUUCUGGUACGGCGGUACCCUGAUCGCCAAGGGCGAGUACACUAUGUUCCAAUUCUUCGUCGUAUUCAUGUCGGUCAUUUUCGGUGCUCAGGCUGCUGGCACUGUGUUCAGUUUUGCCCCUGACAUGGGAAAGGCGGUUGAGGCUUCUCGUGACCUGAAGGCGCUCUUUGACCGCAAGCCGACCAUCGACACCUGGUCUGAUGAGGGCGAGAAACUCGAAUCGAUUACCGGCCAUAUCGAGUUCCGCGACGUGCACUUUCGGUACCCGACUCGGCCUGAGCAGCCUGUGCUUCGCGGCCUGAAUCUGACCAUCCAGCCCGGCCAGUACGUUGCUCUUGUGGGCGCAUCCGGCUGCGGAAAGUCGACGACUAUCGCCCUUCUCGAACGCUUCUAUGAUCCUCUGGCUGGCGGCAUUUACAUCGAUGGCAAGGAGAUCAGUACUUUGAAUGUCAACUCGUACCGCAGCUUCCUUGCGCUUGUCUCGCAGGAGCCGACUCUCUACCAAGGCACCAUCAGGGAGAAUAUUCUGCUCGGCUCGCCCAACGAAGUUACGGAAGAGCAGAUCAAGUUUGCUUGCGAAGAGGCCAACAUCUACGACUUCAUCAUGUCACUUCCGGAUGGCUUCGACACUAUCGUCGGUUCCAAGGGCACGCUACUCUCAGGUGGCCAGAAACAACGCAUCGCUAUCGCGCGUGCGCUCAUCCGUGACCCGAAGAUCCUACUCCUCGAUGAGGCUACCAGUGCGCUCGACUCGGAGAGUGAACACGUUGUGCAGGCUGCGCUGGACAAGGCUGCUAAGGGCCGGACGACCAUUGCUGUGGCGCAUCGUUUGAGCACCAUUCAGAAGGCUGAUGUGAUUUAUGUGUUUGAUCAGGGCAGAAUUGUGGAGCAGGGUACACAUGCUGAGCUGAUGAAGAAGAAUGGUCGGUAUGCUGAGCUGGUGAAUCUGCAGAGCUUGGAGAAGAGGUGA
Molecule: messenger RNA, 4056 nt
Organism: Thermochaetoides thermophila DSM 1495
Lineage: Eukaryota; Fungi; Ascomycota; Sordariomycetes; Sordariales; Chaetomiaceae
Product: mating factor A secretion protein STE6-like protein
Exons: 2
Coding region: 1-4056 (1351 amino acids)
Biological process (GO): transmembrane transport
Cellular component (GO): membrane
Molecular function (GO): ATP hydrolysis activity; ATP binding; ABC-type transporter activity
Source: RefSeq, a predicted model, not a curated record